GCGGUACCAACCAAUACUGGUGAUGUUUUCUCGUUUUGGUUUAAUUUGUAGUUCUAAAGCAAUAUGAACGUUGUAAACUUUCAAAAAUGAUCGAAGUUGAGUGGAGGCAAUCUUGAGAGACAUGACAUGGACGAAAAAUCAAGGAGGAAAUCAAGGAAAAGAAGAACUCGAAGAAAAGCCACGAGGAGUAAAAAUGCGCCAGGGAACAGUACUGGAGGAGACCAAUAUUCUAUCCAUGACAUUUCUUUGAACGAAUUCGCAAAUGCCCCAAAUGAAGGUGAUCUCAAGAAAAUUUCAAAGAAAAUGAUUUCGUCAGCAGGAUCCUUCGCCCUACUUCGUCAUCCAGAAAAAAUUAAAAAAGCGGAGGAAAUGGCCGAGAUGGAUACGGUAUCUGACGAUGAAUCUCCAUGGUAUGAUCGGACAAACAUCGGGGAAACCGACGACGAAGAGAACGAAAGUCAGGAAAGUUGCGAUGAUAUCGAAUAUCUAGAAGCCAAAACUGUUAAAAAUGUUGAAAAUAUUUCGGCAGGACAUGAGAUUCUUGCACAGCCUGGGAGGCAAUACCCGCUGGAUUUAUGGUGUAUUCUUGCAAAUUAUAUCACACCAGAGCAAGUACAAGUUUUUUCUUGCAUAUGCCGUGGAUCUUACUUUGCGCUAAGCUCCUUCAGUUUCUGGUUACGUCUUUACAAGCGAUUUAUCUCAGACAGCGAGUGUUUACCUGCUCGAUUGAAAUCGGACUGGAUUGAAAGCAGAAAUGGCUUUAAAAGCCGAGUUGUACGAGCCUUGUUUAUCGGGUACAAAAGUCUUCAUGAUCGUUUAGGGAAAAAAACACUGGAAACAACACGUGAUACCCAUGCAACGUCACAUCUUAUCGGAUUACGCUGUAGUCAUGUGUGGUACAAGUUGACGACAUCAGCUAAAAACACUGACAUAUUUCUAUUUUAUUUCAAAUUUAAAUGCAAUGAUGUUUACAAAUCAAAAAUCUUAAGCACAGACGACGAAAGAGUUCAAUAUCUGACUGCCAAUAACGAACGUGAUUUUAUAGUCCUUCAAAUAACCGUAUCAAACUUUAUUCUUUUGAAGCCAGUUUUAGGAGAGAACCUGACAGAUAUCUCGGUAAAUUUGAGUCGAAACUUAAGGUUUCAUUGUAUAAAAAUGACAUUUCAUGAUUUCCGGCAUGAUGGCAGGUAUAGAAAAGGUGACGGAAAAGUGAUUGUUCUUGAUCCUGUUUCAGAAUUUCGCUUACUGCGUUGGUGGUAUCCACUGUACCCUCAUUGUGAUGAUUGAAUAAAUAACAUGGCCAUUGUAGGCAUUUCCGGCCGGCAUUUACGUGUAAAUUUUGUCAUAUACCUCUUCCAUAAAAAUGUAGUAGAAC
Molecule: messenger RNA, 1375 nt
Organism: Dendronephthya gigantea
Lineage: Eukaryota; Metazoa; Cnidaria; Anthozoa; Malacalcyonacea; Nephtheidae
Product: transmembrane protein 183-like
Exons: 3
Coding region: 127-1287 (386 amino acids)
Biological process (GO): regulation of protein stability
Cellular component (GO): SCF ubiquitin ligase complex
Source: RefSeq, a predicted model, not a curated record